UGUACACAAAUACUCUAAACGAGAUGGGAGCCAUUGAAAUUAGUAGCGCUGAGCUUCUGCAAGCCGAGGCCGAUCUCAUUCGCCACUCCCUAGGCUACCUCAAGUCCAUGGCAUUGCAUUGUGCUGUCAAGCUUGGAAUCCCUGAUGCUCUCCAGCGCUGCGGUGGCAGCGCCUCCUUGGCUGAGCUGCUUGCUACCCUCCGCAUCCCUCAAACCAAACAGCCCUACCUAUCGCGCCUCAUGAAGGUGCUAGCCAUGGAAGGACUACGCUUUGUCAGCGUUACAAACGGCGACGUGUACCACCUAAACACGCUGUCUCGACUCCUCAUCAGCGACGAGGGCAGCCACGCGUGGCGGAUGUCGCCGUGCGUGAUGCUAUCAACCACGCCGCAGUUCAUUGGAUCCGCUCUGCGCCUGGGGCAAUGGUUCCAGAGUGAGGGCGACGGCGAC
Molecule: messenger RNA, 449 nt
Organism: Triticum dicoccoides
Lineage: Eukaryota; Viridiplantae; Streptophyta; Magnoliopsida; Poales; Poaceae
Product: probable O-methyltransferase 2
Exons: 1
Molecular function (GO): methyltransferase activity; protein dimerization activity
Source: RefSeq, a predicted model, not a curated record